AUGGAGGGGUACACAAUCUCAAUCUCUACGCGACGUUUAAUCGAGGCCAAACACCGCGACUCAGUCCUUAGUGCUGCUUUCGGUCUUCACUUCGCCAUCAAACACGCCUUCGACCACGCCCUUUCUGUCUGGAAGGCCGAAACUUCAGCGUCUUCAGACGACUGGGUGAAUCUUGAGGACUUCGUUCGAGCCUCCUAUCUUGAUCUCAGCGAAUCAGACUAUACACCUCACGGUCUACCUCCCUACGCCAUUCCUUUCUUCGCUUGGGGAACCUUUGACUUCGAUGCACACACGUUCCAAGCGCGCAGCGCCAGCUGGUGGCAUCUGCUUGACAUGGCCGCGCCGCGUCCGUCCCACAUCAUUCCAUCAACGCUCUUCGUUCCGUAUGCAAGAACCUCCGUCACUCGUAGCGAGAACGUCGUUAAAGGCUUCAAGCGCACUACUCUCUGGUUCGUUCGCUGUGAUGGUGGUCUAGGUGUGCCCGUGGAAGGCAAUCGUCCCCUGUUGUGGCACGGCGCGAAAGAGUUUCGAAGGGAGCGAAAGACGAUGAAAAUCAAACUGAGCUGGCCCGGAUACGAUGACGAAUGGGAAAAGCAGAUUCGUCUGAUGAGUGAUGCGGGAGAUCGUUCUAUUUGUCGCCUCGCCGGUCUUGUGGCGAACAAAGUGCGGGACUUCGUAUGCGACCACGAUCCAAGCUUCGGUCAUCCGAUCGGCACCCAUUCACGAUGGAGGAUUGGCAGUCAUGCUGGCCAAAUCCGCGCCGGAGAUAUACUUCUACUCGGGAUAGCUCUCGUUUCCGACGGUGCAGCGAUGCCUAUCUUACAAGUGCGAGAUGAUUUCGUGUUUGCCUCAUGA
Messenger RNA from Peniophora sp. CBMAI 1063, 855 nucleotides. The record is from the annotation of a GenBank genome assembly. Lineage: Eukaryota; Fungi; Basidiomycota; Agaricomycetes; Russulales; Peniophoraceae.